AUGGGCUUCUGCCUAUUAGUUGCUAAAGGUGCUAGUGAACUCUACACCCAGAAUCAUUCCAACCGAAUCCGCCAGGGAGUCGUACUACUUAGUGUCCUCUGCCUCUUGGUCUCUUUCAGUGUAAGAACCAUACUGAGGAAUCAAGACUGGGAGACUGAAGAGAGACUUUAUGGCUCAGGAAUUAUAGUUAACCCUGCAAAAGCCUGGGGUAACCUCGCCAAUGUACUAAAUGGUCAAGGAAAAAAAGCCAGUGCUGAGAUUGCCUACAGAAAUGCACUACAAUAUCGUAGCAAUAUGGCAGAUGUGCACUACAAUCUAGGAAUUCUUUUACAAGAUCAAAAACGAUACAAUGAAGCCAUUGAAAGUUACAAAAUGGCCAUUUUGUGCAGACCUAAGCUCACCAUGGCUUAUCUCAAUUUGGGAAUUGUUUAUGCCCUCCUGGAGCGAUAUGAAGAAGCAGAAAAGAGCUACCGAGAAUGUGCAGGUAUAGAUAUUAAUGGCUUACGCGACCCAAGGCUUCAUGAAAGUACCAAAAUAUCAGCUCUCUACAAUUUGGGAAGGAUGUAUACUGACCUUCACAAAUAUCAGCUUGCCAUUGAUACAUAUAAUGAAGCCAUCCAAAGAGCUCCUGUCCAUUAUUCAAUGCAAAGUAUUUAUAAUAUGCUUGGUGAAGCUUAUUUCAAAUCUGGUAAUAUAGAAAAUGCUGAGAAUUGGUACAAAGAAGCAUUGCGAGUUAAACCCAACCACUUACCUGCUCAUAUUACAAUGGCAAAACUUCUACAGAGAAAAAAUCAAAUAGGCAAGGCAGAGAAAUGGUUUCUAAAAGCCUUAAUGAUUGACACUCCAGAGGGAACUGCACAUCAGCAUUAUGCUCAGUUUCUUGGAGAACUUGGAAGACAUGCAGAGUCAGUUGAGAUUUACAAGCAAGUGUUGCAAAAUAAUAGCAAUGAUUUUGAAUUGGUGUUUAACACGGCCAAUGCAAUGAGGCAAUCAGGAAACAAUGCAGAAGCAGAAGAACUUUAUCGCCGUGCUGCUGCUCUUAAUCCAAAAACAGCCACUGCUCACAUGAACCUUGGAGCCAUUUUACACUUGAAUGGAAAAUUGGAAGAAGCUGAAAGAAGUUACAAAGAAGCCCUGAGACUCAAACCUGAUGAUUCUAUGACCAAAGAUAAUUUAGCCAAAUUACAAAACUUGAUGCACAACCAAGCCAGAGUUGCUGUAAAAGUAUGCAUACACUCUCUCUCUCUCACUACAUAUCUCUCUCUCUCUCUCUCUUUUCUCUCUCUCUCUCUCACUACAUAUCUCUCUCUCUCUCUCUCAUAUCUCUCUCUCUCUCUCACUACAUAUCUCUCUCUCUCUCUCUCUCACUACAUAUCUCUCUCUCUCUCUCUCUCACUACAUAUCUCUCUCUCUCUCUCACUACAUAUCUCUCUCUCUCUCUCUCUCACUACAUAUCUCUCUCUCUCUCUCUCUCACUACAUAUCUCUCUCUCUCUCACUAUGA
This is a messenger RNA of Acanthosepion pharaonis, 1503 nucleotides long. NCBI's taxonomy places the organism in Eukaryota, Metazoa, Mollusca, Cephalopoda, Sepiida, Sepiidae. The record is from the annotation of a GenBank genome assembly.